This is a messenger RNA of Poecilia latipinna (sailfin molly), 697 nucleotides long. Its product is annotated as macrophage mannose receptor 1-like. The transcript has 2 exons. NCBI's taxonomy places the organism in Eukaryota, Metazoa, Chordata, Actinopteri, Cyprinodontiformes, Poeciliidae. The coding region runs from base 76 to 642 and encodes 188 amino acids. The record is from RefSeq and is a predicted model, not a curated record.
GAAGCUCAGAGUUACUGUAGAGAGAAUCACAAAGACCUGAUCAGUGGAACGAAGCAGCUACAGGAUGAAGAAGUGAUGAAAUUGAUGAACUCUACAAGUGAUUCCUCAUACAUUGGUCUGUUCAGAGACACCUGGAGGUGGUCAGAUGGAAGCAGUUUCUCUUUCAGACACUGGAAUAAAAACUUUAACGAUCAGAUAAUCAACAGUGGUCAAUGUGCCAUGACUAAGUUUGAUGGUGAAGGCAGAUGGACGAAUGUGAGCUGUGAUAAUAAAAAACCCUUCAUCUGUUAUGAUGAUAAAUUGAUCCUGAUCAAAGAGGCGAUGAACUGGGAGGACGCCUUGUACUACUGCAGAGGUCACCACCAUGACCUGGUCACCAUCACCAACAUGGAUGAUCAGAGAUGGAUCCAGGAGAAAGUCAAGAACGCAUCGACUGGUUAUGUCUGGAUGGGUCUGCGUUACACCUGCACUCUGGAUUUCUGGUUCUGGGUCAGUGAUGAGGUGGUCAGAUAUAAGAACUGGGCUUUAGAUGGACAGAUGGACGACUGUGACAUGUCUGGAGCCAUGGAGACGGGAGGAGAACAUCAGUGGUUCAAGAAAGAUGAUGAUGUAAAAUUGAAUUUCAUCUGUUCUAAGAAUUAAAUCUGAAACUGUCCUCUGUGAGAAACAAUUUCCUCUGUUUUCAUCGUUGCAAGUU